Molecule: messenger RNA, 2502 nt
Organism: Oppia nitens
Lineage: Eukaryota; Metazoa; Arthropoda; Arachnida; Sarcoptiformes; Oppiidae
Gene: Polr3E
Product: DNA-directed RNA polymerase III subunit RPC5-like
Exons: 1
Coding region: 28-2361 (777 amino acids)
Biological process (GO): DNA-templated transcription
Cellular component (GO): nucleus; RNA polymerase III complex
Source: RefSeq, a predicted model, not a curated record
CACACCGACAACAACAUCGCGGCCGCGAUGGACGACRACUUGGAUGACGACGACGAAGUGGUCGAAGAAGUGGAUGUCUAUCUGAACAAAAGUCUUGCCGACAAUCUCUACGUUUUCCAGUACUGGUCAGACGGKUCGCCGAUUGCCCAGUCGCGCGACGUUAAUGUCAAGGCCCGACCAAAUCACCGRAUGUUUGAAAUAGAAACCAAAGUCGACACCCGAUCGGCUAAUUUUGAUCAGAAAAAGAGCGAAUAUUUUGGAAAAUUGUUGGCAAUGAGUGACCAGAAAUCAGAGUCCAACAAGAAAUCGGAUAAUAGGAGAACGUCAGCCGAUUACGAGAUGAUGGCCACAAACAAAAAGCUCGAUAAACAAGUGCUGAAGUCGUCGGAAAUGCGGCCAACACUUGGCCARUACUGUGUGGCCGUUAUUCGCAGCGAUUGYCAAGAGAUGCACUUAAAUCCGAUUCAAUCGAUCAUCCAGUUUAGACCUCAACUYAACUAUUUGGACAAUAAAACACCCGAAGUGAGUGCCACCGUCAGCGGCGCCGGCGGCRGCUCGAAAUCCAAAUCMUCCAAUACGGCCGCCGGCGAUGAAGARUCCGAGGCCGAUAUGUCUCAGGACGAGACUGAAGGCCAGUCGAUUCAGACCAUAACCAUGCGRUUYGCUGGCGGCGAUGAGGACAAGGCUCGCAAAGCCCGUGAAAAGACGUACGCYUUUCUCCAGCAAUCGUUGGCCAAAGAUAGUUGGACUMCWGUUAAAUGCCAUCCAAUUGAUAGCCAAAUAUCAUCGGAUAAUAGGAUGUCAAUGAUAUAUAACUCAUCAGAUGAUACGAAUAAUGGUGAAUAUAAUACCAGUUCCAUAGCUAGUCUUAGAGAUUUCUUAGAGAGACUCAAAUGUUUGGAUGAGACGACACAACAACAACAAUCACAGUCGUCUUCGUCUGCAUCCACGGCUACCACUACCACAUCAUCGCAGAUCAGAUGUCUAUCGCAGAUUGGUUUGCUAUCAUAUGCCGAUCAGGUCCGGGAAUUGUUAAUCAAUGCUAAACUCUUGUCGUUUGAUGAGAUUAUUAGUCUACUAAAGGGAGACUUUGAUCAAACAUCGGUACUCAAAAGUGUCCAAAUCUAUGCACUGCUMGUUCGGGGCMAUUGGGUCGUCAAAAGUGAAAUACUCUAUAACAGAGAACAGAGGCCCAGAAGUGCCAACACUGGUAUACCUAUUGAACAGUUGUGUCGUACAAGAGAUUACCUGAUCUGGCGAUUCACACAAACCAAGUCGUUGUCGAAAAUGGAAACGUUUUCGGUGUAUAAAAACCGGAUUCCCGACGAAGAUGUGGUCGAUAUUCUCAAACAAAUUGCCCGAUUUGAUCGAUCAACUAAACUGUGGACAUUUGCCGCCGAAGACGACACUGGGUUUAUCGAUAGAUAUCCGGAUGUUGUUCAACGACAACAGCUUCUCUGGUCCAAUAGAUAUCAUGGCUUAGAGCGGACUUACAAUAAUAAUAAUAAUAAUACCAAUGUUGUUGUUGCCAUCAAAUCGGAACCGAUGACGCCGGACAACAGUAGUAGUGGUKUAGGGAAAGGAUCAGCAACUGGUCAACGAAAGCGCCGAAACUCAAGACGAGUUUCKUCUAACUCGACGACCACCAGUGCYACCGSCGGCGACGACACAGAGAUUAUCGAAGCUAUGAGUUCGUCGACAGCGACAAUGAAUCCAUCAGUGGUAGACAAUAAUAUCAUGGCUGUGAAGAUUAAAAAAGAACGCAAAUCGCCGACAAAGUCGAUGAUGGCCGCGACUAUAACGGCGAGUGGCAGCGGUUGCAUUGCGGCCAAAAUCAAGGAACGCAAACGAUCGAAAUCGCCGAAAAUGGCUGUCUUCGAGAUUAAUACGACGGCUACACCCUAUCCGGCGGACGAAGAGUUUCGCGAUUUAGUCAAAUUGAUUCACGAAAGACUAAAGUCAGCGCACUGUACGACCUCUGAAGAUCUCCGGCAAUACGUCAGUGACAACAACACCGCCACCAACCGUUUAUGGCUAACAAUUGCCGAAGAAGUGAUCGACAAGGCUGUAGUCGAUUCGGGCGGCUUUCGAGUUAAUAACAAGUGGCCACAGAAUGCCACUCAACAGCCGCUCUAUGCCUACACCAAGUUUGGCGACCAUUUGGACGAUUUCAGGGAUACGCUGAUCGAAAUGUUUGCCGAUCAGACCAGAAUUCGGGUGACGGCUUUCAUUGAGAAAGUCAAAGACAAACAGUUGACCGGUGAUCGCAAUUAUGACAUAACGUGUAAUAAACUACUAAAAGAUUAUUGUAUUAAUAAGUCGAGCGUCUAUUAUCUUAAGGGAACUGUUAGUCCCAAUUGAUUCCAUGAUUUAGUUUAAUUAAUAAACAAUAAUAAUAAUAAUUUACAUUUUAUUCAUUCAUUUACAUCUACGACAACAAUAAGUCACUUAUAAAACUGUACACUUAAAUUAUUUUAGCGGCCAUUUAAUGUAUUGUGUGUC